UUAAUCACUUUUGGGACAAAGUUCAGUGACCGGUUUCAUGGAAUCCUUAAAUUCAGGGGUUCUCCAGCUGGGGGCCAUGACCUGGUACUGGGGGGUCAUGCCCUCCCUGCUUUUCUCAUGUUGUUAAAUGAGAGGGGGGUCCCAGCUAGGCCCUGGCUAGAGAAGUGCAGUUAUGGAAAAGGUCAAUGAUAACAAAUCUAUCCACCCUAUUUACUCUAGGAUAUCCAAUGUCACAGUAUUUGGGCACCAUUCUUUUUUUCUGGCACCACUGGGCCAAGGAAGGAGCAACAGGCUACAGCUGGCAAAAGAGAAACUUAAGUGUCUGGGUGGAGGGGACACUCUGAAUGAAGCAGUUUGCUUAGCAAGUGGAGACUCUUCAUUGAGUCCACUAGAAUUCCUCCAGAUUAACAUGAGUGUGAAAGGAGAAUCAGACCCAUGGAAGAUUAAGAGAUACAGAAGGCUGCAGAAAAGGAUCCACAAAAGGAGAUCACAGCUGGAAACAUCUGGAGAGCAGAACACUACCACAGGAGCCCUGAAAGAGACAGCAGAGCUGGAGAGCAGGCACAAGUAUAGGAUCCAAGAGAUUAGGAUCGCUCCCAAGAAGGAUCCAGCACUGCUGGAACCCAAUGAGACAAUGGCUUCUGCAAACAACUACCAGAUGGCAGAGGAUGAAAGAGGAUCCAAAAAGGAUCCAAAAGAGAGCACAGAUGGGAAUAUCUGGAUAGCAGGCGCACACCAGCAAGGACUCCAGGCAGUUUUGUUUGCAACACUUUCCGUUUAUUAGACACAGACUUUCCAAGUGGGGCUGGAGGUAGCG
Mauremys reevesii (Reeves's turtle) is the source of this 817-nucleotide messenger RNA. RefSeq lists its product as uncharacterized. The record is from RefSeq and is a predicted model, not a curated record. The transcript has 3 exons. Bases 173 to 784 code for a protein of 203 amino acids. Lineage: Eukaryota; Metazoa; Chordata; Testudines; Geoemydidae.